This is a messenger RNA of Mycena citricolor, 483 nucleotides long. NCBI's taxonomy places the organism in Eukaryota, Fungi, Basidiomycota, Agaricomycetes, Agaricales, Mycenaceae. The record is from the annotation of a GenBank genome assembly.
CUAAACCAUACGCCAGUCAUUCACCGUCAGAGCUCUUAUUUCGACCUGAUACUGGUCUGUUUUGCAGCGGACAACCAAGUUGGAACAAUUAUGUUUGCGCGGCGCGUGAGUCCGCCUCUUUCCAAGACACUGACCCUGGCACUUUGUUACAUUUCAAUUCCCUGGGCAGGUCCACUACCGUUGUAGCAACUAGUCUCUCUUUUCCUUCGCAGUUCGGCGAAUGAGCUCUGCUUCAGCUCGCACGCCCUCUGCCUCAACUUCGGCCAUGAGUUUGCGCUCCAACUCGUCAUGUUCCGCUUUGGAAGCGUUCUUCAUAGCCUUUUUCGCAGCCUCAACCCGGGCUCUGUAAGCGCGAUACUUGUCGUCCGUGCCAAAGAGGCGGUCACACCAUCGGAACGAGGUGGCAUAGUUGUUCGUGAAGGCCAUGUGGUGGAAAUCAUGAUGUUCAGCCCCAGACCAAAACGGAAGGAUGUGCUGCAGCGA